CAUUACAUUAGCUUAAUGGUCUUGAUUGAAUCUUUUCCUUUGCUUAAAUUUCAGGUACCAGGGGCAGAAGGUCUAACAGUGCGAGUUGUUUCAUCAGUCGAGAGGAAAUUGGAAGUGAGGCCACUUUUUCACGACAUCUUUAAGGAAAAAUAUCCAAAAGAAUUCCCUUACAAGUCAAAGGCCAUUUUGUUGUUUCAGAAGAUUGAUGGUGUUGAUGUUUGCCUUUUUGCAAUGUAUGUCCAAGAGUAUGGUUCAAAAUGUCCUUUUCCAAAUCAAAGACAUGUCUAUCUUUCGUACAUAGAUUCUGUUAAAUACUUCACGCCUGGAAUAAAAGCUGCGAGCGGAGAGGCUCUUCGGACCUUUGUGUAUCAUGAAAUAUUGAUUGGGUACUUGGACUACUGCAAGAAGCGAGGUUUUGUGAGUUGCUCUAUAUGGGUUUGCCCAUCAGUGAAGCGCGAUGAUUACAUUCUGUACUGUCAUCCGACUACCCAGAAGAUGCCAAGGGCAGAAAAACUUCGUGAUUGGUACCAUAAACUGAUCAGCAAGGCUACCAUUGAUGAUGUUAUUGUCGAGCACACUAACUUACAUGAUCGUUUCUUCUUAUCCACUGGUGAGCAUAACACAGUUACUGCUGCGAAUUUACCGUAUUGCGAGGGUGAUUAUUGGCCAGUUGAAGCAGAAGUGCUCCUUAAGGAUGACUCUGGGAGCACUUCUCAGAAGAAAGGGGCAAAGGCUGCUAAUGAUAGGAUGCUUAGGGCUUACAAACGUAGCUCUGUAGAAAGAGAUCCGAAGGAUAUGUCACUUAUGCACAAGCUUGGUGAAAAAAUCUGCCCAAAGAAGGAAGAAUUCAUUAUGAUUUAUUUGCAGUAUACUUGCAAGCACUGCCAUCUUCCUCUCAUGUCUGCAGAAAAAUGGAAGUGCACAACAUGUAAAAUGUUUAUGCUUUGCAACCAGUGUUAUACUAUGGAACAGCAGCGGGAACACAAUGACAAACACCCUAGUAUUUUGAAAGAAAAGCACUCCUUCCGAUUAGUUCAGCAAAAUGCUCUUCCAGAUACCGAUGAUGGAGAUGAAGCAUUACGAAGUGAAUUUUUUGACACAAGAACUGUGUUUCUGAAUCUUUGCCAAAACAAGCAAUACCAGUUCGAUACGCUUCGUAGGGCAAAACAUUCAACAAUAAUGCUCCUUUAUCAUCUGAGUAAUUCAAUAGUCGGUAAUGCGGGGAACCUGGGAGAACAAUCUGUGCAGCUGCAGGAAGGAGCUGCUCAUAUUGAUCAUGAAGUGGUUGAUAAUGCCACCAAAGCGGAUAAUCCUAUGCUGCCUAAUAAAGAGAAUCAACACAAGCAAACUAUAGAGGAAGGAACUACACAUCAUGAUAAUGAUAUUGCCUGUAAUGCUACCCUGCCUGAUAAUUCUGUGCUGGCUAACAAAGAGAAUCCAAGAAAACAAACUAUGGAGGAUGCGCUUGAUGCUCUGGUGCAUGCAUCACAAUGCAAAGCUCCUCAUUGCACGCUGUUGUUGUGCAACAAAGUGAAAAGACUCUUCCAUCAUGGAAGCCGUUGCAGUGUUCAUUUUAAUGGAGGGUGUGAUCCGUGUGGGAAGAUGUGGUCUCUUAUUCUACGCCAUGCCUUUUCUUGUGUGGAGUCUGACUGCUGUGUGCCUCGUUGCCAGGAUGUUAAGGAUCGCCUGAGGAACCAAACAACUCAGAGCAGAGCAGUGAGGUUUUCUAGGUUUUAGGGACUCAAAGACAGUUUUGCAGUAUUCUAACAGUUUUCCGGAACAAUUAAUAUUACUCUAACUUAGUCAUUUAGAGUGUCAUUCUUUAGGUAGUGUUUCUACAAACCAUUACAUUUCGUUGGCUUAUGAGAAAAGAUUAAGCCCCCCACUAACCCCAAAGAGAAGGGGGAAUAGAGCUUGUGAGGGUUGUGGCAAAGAAGGAAGGAGACGAGUUUAGGGAUGAGAUGCUAAGGCUAAUUUAGGGAGUUUGGUAAACAAAAUAUAUAUACAAGAAUAACUGUACAUGAAAUCUCCGAUAGGGUGUACAGUUCAUUUAUUGCAUUCUUUUUGUAUGACCAAUAAACAUCUAGUAGUGUAAAUAAUUUUUCUUGUCAAUAAAACCAUCAUUAAUUCUUUCUGCAGUUUUGGUGCA
Messenger RNA from Ananas comosus (pineapple), 2149 nucleotides. Its product is annotated as probable histone acetyltransferase HAC-like 3. Gene Ontology annotation, cellular component: transcription regulator complex; histone acetyltransferase complex. Bases 16 to 1737 code for a protein of 573 amino acids. Gene Ontology annotation, molecular function: histone acetyltransferase activity; chromatin DNA binding; zinc ion binding. The record is from RefSeq and is a predicted model, not a curated record. Gene Ontology annotation, biological process: positive regulation of transcription by RNA polymerase II. The transcript is spliced from 11 exons. NCBI's taxonomy places the organism in Eukaryota, Viridiplantae, Streptophyta, Magnoliopsida, Poales, Bromeliaceae.